AUGGCACCUAAACCCGCAUCCACCGCUGCCAAAGCCCCUGCAUCCACCGCCUCCAAGGCACCAGCUAAGGCUGACUCUGGAGCAAAGGCUGCGAAGAAAACUGCUGCUAAGCCCCAGGCUCCCGCCGAGGGUGAGAAGAAGAAGCGCCGAAAGGUCCGCAAGGAGACAUACAGCUCGUACAUCUACAAGGUCCUCAAGCAGGUUCACCCCGAUACUGGUAUCUCAAACAAAGCCAUGGCUAUCCUGAACUCAUUUGUCAACGAUAUCUUUGAGCGUAUUGCUACCGAGGCAUCCAAGCUUGCGGCUUACUCCAAGAAGUCGACGAUCUCAUCGCGUGAGAUUCAAACAUCUGUUCGCCUUAUUCUUCCAGGAGAGCUGGCAAAGCACGCCAUUUCCGAGGGAACUAAGUCUGUCACCAAAUUCUCUGCCGGUUCCAAGUAA
This is a messenger RNA of Suillus subaureus, 441 nucleotides long. Its product is annotated as histone-fold-containing protein. Gene Ontology annotation, molecular function: structural constituent of chromatin; protein heterodimerization activity; DNA binding. The record is from RefSeq and is a predicted model, not a curated record. NCBI's taxonomy places the organism in Eukaryota, Fungi, Basidiomycota, Agaricomycetes, Boletales, Suillaceae. The transcript has 5 exons. Gene Ontology annotation, biological process: nucleosome assembly. Bases 1 to 441 code for a protein of 146 amino acids. Gene Ontology annotation, cellular component: nucleosome.